AUGGGGAGGCGGUGGCUGUCCUUUGUUGUAGGCGCCGCCUUAGCUGGCGCCCUGCUGCAGCCAGCAGCAGAAGCAGCAGCAGAAGCAGCAGAACAGCAGCAGCAGCUGCAGGAGCAGCAGGAAGAAGCCAAUGCUGUCGAUAUCACUGCCUCUACAUCUGUCGACGAAGAUGAUGUAGAAGCCCUUCCUCCUCUAGAAGUCUCUUCCGAGGAGAUAGAGCACUCAGUGCACCAUCAGCAGCAGCACAAAGCAGAGGAGCAGCUGCAGGAGCAGCAGCAGCAAGAACAGCAGCAGCAGGAAGAUCAGCAGCAACAGCAGGAUCAGCAGCAGCAGCAGGAUCAGCAGCAGGAUCAGCAGCAGGAGCAGCAGCAAGAGCAGCAGCAAGAGCAGCAGGAGAAUGAAGAAGAGAUGCUGCUUGGGGCUUUACGAAUGGAUACGCUUCUGCGAUACAUGACAGAUAUGCAGAGACGCUUUCUUUUAGCUGUACUACCUGAUUCCUGGGCAGUACCUAAGUUUAUCCCUUCAGCAAGCUCUGAAUUAGAACAAGUACAGCGCUUCUUAAAAGAUUUAACAGCAAGAGCAGGGGCCCCUAACCCUUCUGCUGUUUUAAUUGAAUUAGCAGAGACAGGAAAGCUGUCUUUGUUGCUGCAACAAAACCCUAAUCUACCUGCAGCACUUAGAGAUCUUAUUGCUGCAUGUGUGGGGCCCCUCAGAGGCCCUUUCUCUGUCUCUCUUCCUUCAUUAGAUUUUAUUGAUCUAAAUGCUGUCACGCAAUUAUUUAAACUACCAACCGAGUUUGAAUAUCCGGUGUCUCCUGAGGGUUUGUCUUUGUUUAUCCCUGUGGUAGUAAAGAGACAAGCAGCAGCAGCAGCAACAGCAGCAGCAGCAGCAGCAGAUGAAGGACCAAAGACAGGAGACAGCAGUCUCCUUGCUAAUAUCACAGAUAUCUAUAUCCCCGUUGUCUCUCAUCAAGGAGACAUUCUUUUUGCUGAUGCAUUUACAAUUCUUAAAGGCGUUCAUCUACCUGCUAGACUUCCUCUUCAACCCCUCGCCACCUUCUCUGCCUAUCAGAUCGAAGACACUUCAGGGCUGUGGGCAGCAGUAAAGGGCCCCGUACUUAGUCGGCUGUCUGUGCUAGGGUAUGAAGCAGAGUCUCUCUUCGGCCCGGUGCUGAGCUUAGUGUCUCUUCCUCGCAUUGCCCUGUCUCUAAAUGGAGAGACAGCAGCAGCAAACGCUCAGCAGCAGCAGCAGCAGGAUCAGCAGCAGCAGGAGCAGCAGCAGCAGAAGGAGCAGCAGAAGCAGCAGGAGAGCUCUCUGUCUAAGAUAGUUUCUACUGUCUCUUCACAACUUAAACAGUCUCUAAAGAGUCUCCCUGAGAUUGUCUCCAAAGAGACACAUACACCCCACACCCCAAUCUUUGCUGCAGAGACACCUGAAGACUUCCUUAACCUCAAGUUCCUCAACUUCACUCUCCCUAUUGUCGGGGUCCCCCGCGAGCUGGCACCGGGUGUCUUUACACCUCUGAAGUUCUUUAGUCAGUGCAGCAGCAACGACUGCCCGCUUGGGCUGUCUCUUCCUUCCUUCCCCACGUUUCUAGUGUCUCCUGAAGCAGCUGUCUCUAAACUGCAGCAGCGCGUAGAGGUGCUUUCAGCAGACCUCCAACAAGCAGUUGAAACCCUUAAACAAAAAAUUAACUCUUCUUUACCUCAAGGACUUGCAACCGCUGCAGACCCUCAAGGAGGGCUCAGCAGUAUGCAGCAUACCCUGGUGUUUGACACCGCUUCUCAAACUCCUCACCUUUGA
Molecule: messenger RNA, 1803 nt
Organism: Eimeria acervulina
Lineage: Eukaryota; Apicomplexa; Conoidasida; Eucoccidiorida; Eimeriidae
Exons: 4
Coding region: 1-1803 (600 amino acids)
Source: RefSeq, a predicted model, not a curated record